Salarias fasciatus (jewelled blenny) is the source of this 1163-nucleotide messenger RNA. It is a transcript of the gene meox1, whose product is annotated as mesenchyme homeobox 1. Bases 258 to 1025 code for a protein of 255 amino acids. NCBI's taxonomy places the organism in Eukaryota, Metazoa, Chordata, Actinopteri, Blenniiformes, Blenniidae. The transcript has 4 exons. Gene Ontology annotation, cellular component: nucleus. The record is from RefSeq and is a predicted model, not a curated record. Gene Ontology annotation, molecular function: DNA-binding transcription factor activity, RNA polymerase II-specific; RNA polymerase II cis-regulatory region sequence-specific DNA binding. Gene Ontology annotation, biological process: positive regulation of transcription by RNA polymerase II; somite development.
GUAGACAGAGGGAGGUAUCAGUAGAGAGAGAGGGCGGUAGAGAGAGGCAGCAGCAGACAGGCCGGACGCCCCCCUCCCUCAGACCCUGGAGUCCUUCGUCUCAGGAAGACGUUUUCUUCUUCUCCUUCUUCUUCUCCUUCUUCUUCUCCUUCUCUGCGUCCGGCGGUGCAGUGGACACCAUGAGCGCCAGCUGAAGCUCCCUGGAAGAGUCUGCGGUUCGAAUCCCUCCUCGCCUCCCCAGGACCGGACCGGACGCCAUGGAGCAGCCGGCCAGCAGCUGCAUGCGGGGCCCCCCCCCCGGCGGCCCCGUCUGGGGCUGCGUGAGGGGCCCCCACUCCGGGGGCCCCGGGGCCGGCCUGCAGUACCAGCAGGUCCCGUUCUCCCUCCAGAAGCCCGACUUCCUGUCCUACGGAGACUGCCUGGCGCCCGGCGCUCCGCUGGCCCCGUACCCGGAGAGCCCGGCCUUCCAGAGGCCCGACUGGCACUUCGGGCCCUGUGAGACCCGGGCCAGGGCCCCCGAGGCCCCCGAGGUCCCGGCGGCCCCGACGGGCCCCGGCGGCAGCGGGGGACCCGAGCUGGACCCGGCGGGGGACGGACGGUUGUCCCCCCAGAGCGACUCGGACAGGAAGACCUGCAGGGAGGAAGAGGGACGGGACAGCACCCUCCAGUCGGGUCUGGACCCGGCGGACCGGUCUGGCUCCGCCUCCCGGCCCUCGGCCACAUUCUUCUCCUCUGACUUCUUCCCGUCGUUAAGCCACGUCCCGGAGUCCAGCUGCAAGGCCCGGAAGGAGCGCACGGCGUUCACCAAGGAGCAGCUGAGGGAGCUGGAAGCGGAGUUCAGCCACCACAACUACCUGACCCGGCUGCGGCGCUACGAGAUCGCCGUCAACCUGGACCUGACCGAGAGACAGGUCAAGGUCUGGUUCCAGAACCGGAGGAUGAAGUGGAAGCGGGUGAAGGGGGGACAGUCCACCGACCCGGACCACGAGGACCUGGACUCCGCCGCCUCGCCCAGCUCCGAGUGAUCGCCGCUCCAACCCCCGGGUCCAGGACCCCCGGGUCCAAGGAUCCCGGGUCCAGGGAACCGAUCCGGCCGGUCCGGGCUCCGCUGGACGCGGUCCACAGACUCUUCAGGGAGAACCGGCCAAGGCCCCGGCUCUGUU